GAGGGAAGAAACUGUCCGUACAGAGCAGACUUCAGGAUCCCGACUACCGGUGGCAGCUGCGGAUGAAGUUUCUUGAGCAGGCAAAGAGUUACAUAGGUGUGUCCUAUGCCAAGAAGUAUCACGACCCGAGCACUCCAGAGUACAAAUCCCAACUCUUCCUGGAUUGCUGCGGACUGAUUCGGCGGGUGGUGCGUGACUUAAAAUCAGAAUUUGGCUUUUGCAUCGUCCAGGAAACCAGGCGUAUCAGUACGACACACUCCCCAUCACUCUGCCCAGUGAGGAGCACAUGAAGCCGGGAAACCUCAUCUUCAUUUCAGGAACGUAUUUCGACACAGAACGAAGGAGGCAAUUCCAUGACAUUGUCCACAUGGAGAUCUGGCUGGGGGCCGGUGAGCGCAGCCUCGGGGCCAGGUGGAAAAGAGGCAGACUGCAGAUCUUUGAUUCCUACCGGUUUGUCUCUCCUUCCUACGGAGACAUGGAAUAUCACUUCAAGUCCAUUGAAACUUGGCUCCAAGGCACCUGUGUCAGCCACUGCCCAGAACACAAGUGGGCUUCGGUUAGAGAGCUUCCCGGCAAGAAGUCUGUCUUCUAUCCUGAGACUGUACAACAGGAGCCUGCUGACGAUGAUGGAGGUGGCAUGGAAAAGGAAGGCAAAAUGCAACUGAAAAAUGAAGAGACAGCUCCCAGAUCCCAAGGCAUGGCUCAGGACAUAAUGAGCAGGACCAGAUUGAGAGAGACCACCCAUAUAAUUGCUGUGGAUUUACAGGGCAUCCCAAGAACUGGGUCUAAUGUUACCAGAGAGGAUGAAAUAGAAAGGAGGUUAGAUACAGAAGCUAGUGAAAACAGGGGACAGUCACCAGCGAGCAGGCUGCUGGAGACUCAUCUUACUAAACCGGACUUGGAAAGCAGUAACUGUGUACCCCCAGAUGGAAAUUUGGGUCAGAAUAAAGGUUCUGAGAAAGCCCAAGAACCAAAGACAGCAACAAAAGUCACAUCUAAGGUCAGCCAAGAAAACAAUAGCAAGGAGAACAGUAUAGAUCUCAAGCCUUCCCAGAUCAUCCAUGAUUCUGAUGUAAUUGCUGAAAAUGCCCCUUCAAACUCCAAAUUAAAUUCCAAGGGGACAUUAGCAACUAGCAAGAGGAAAAAGGGAACCAAGUCAAUGACAAAAGAAGGAGAUAAGCAGCUGGUUGGAUCCUCAUCAGCUGAUACAGCUGCUUCCAGCGCAUCUGAAGUGAAGCUGGUGUAUGAAGCCAAGUCCAAAGGGAAUAAAACAAAUCACAAAACAGCCCCUGAAGUAGAUCAGCUAGAAGACAAGAAGCCGGAGGACCCUCAGUCACCGGGGCCAUUCUUUUAUAUUGGCGGUGCUAAUGGAGCUGGACUGGUGAGUGUCUACUGCAGGAGCAAAGGCUGGCAGCGUAUCCAUGACAACAAAAGGGAGGAUUACAAACUGAAAUGGUGCGAGACCAAGAGCCGAGAGACCUAUUACAACUUCAAAGAAGGUGAACAGCUUCUCUACCAGAUCCCCAACAAUAAGGUCCUCACUACUAAGAUUGGCCUUUUGAGCAACCUGAGGGAGUAUGAGCGGGUGAUGAACAAGAUCAGCAAGAACUUGAAUGCUAAGAUCCUGAAGAUGGAAGACUUCUUCCCAGAAUCCUUUCGGCUGGACAUAAAAGAUGAGAGAGAAGCUUUCUUUGAACUUUACAAAGACACACAGAUUUGGAUCUGCAAACCCACUUGCUCCAACCAAGGGCGAGGAAUUUUCAUGCUUAAAAAUCAAGCUGGUGUCCACUCGCUUCAGGCCAAGCUCCAGAGCAUCGAAGAAGAUCCUCUGUACAAGAAGGUGCCGUACAAAGCUCCCCAGGCAAGAAUAGUGCAAAGGUAUAUCCAAAAGCCUCUGCUCCUAGAGGGGAAGAAGUUUGAUGUCCGUUCUUAUCUCCUCAUUGCCUGCACGGUGCCUUAUGUAUUAUUUUUCGGACAUGGCUAUGUCCGACUUACCUGCACCCACUACGAUGCCACUUCCGAUGACCUCACUGCUCAUCUGACCAAUCAGUACAUGCAGAAGAAAAACCCCCUGUAUAGUCAGCUGAAGGAGGAGACGGUGUGGCGGAUGGAGCGCUUUAACAGAUACGUUAAUGAUAAAUUCAGGCAAGCCAAGGGCCUCCCCAAGGACUGGGUCUUCACCGUGUUCACUAAGAGAAUGCAGCAGAUCAUUUUGCAAUGCUUUCUGGCUGUCAAGUCCAAGCUGGAAUGUAAACUGGGCUACUUUGAUCUCAUUGGCUGUGAUUUCUUGAUUGACGAAGACUUUAAGGUCUGGCUCCUGGAGAUGAACGCAAACCCUGCUUUGCACACCAACUGUGCAGUGCUGCAGGACAUCAUCCCCACUGUGGUCAAUGGGACUCUGGAUUUGGCUCUUGAGAUUUUCAACAAGAGCUUGAAAGGCCAGAGGAUUUUGCCUUUGCAGACACAGUGUCAUUUUGUGCUGCUCCAUAAUGGGGAUAUGUCUGAAGCUGGACUGAGACCCUCAAAGACCAGGAACGCUCUGGGUAUCUCUAGGCACCAAAGGUCAUUGACGGAAAGCACCAGCCACCUCGCUCGGCAUCCUCCCAAAGCAUCAGAGAAGCCUCCAAAGAAACCAAGUGGUUCUGGGGAAAACACAAUCUCCACUCCUCAGAAAGUUUCCCAGAAAACUAUCUUAACUAUACCCCAGGUGCAGAUCACUGACAUAUGCAGCGUCUACGCCUGCCAUCCUUUCAAACCCACAGUCAGAAGCGGCCAGGUGAGCAGUGCUUGCAGCCAGUACAUUAUCAAGCCUAUGGUAGUCUCAGAGGAAGGUAGCCUGGCAAAGAUCAGCACAGACGAUGGCUCAGAGAAGGACAUGGCCAGCACUAUUGUUCCCACAACUGCUGCUUCAAAAGAGACUGCCUAUGGUAUGUGUUUACAGCCGACCUUUGGGAUUAAUUCUCCCACAUCCCCUAAAGAAGAGCCAGCCUUCACCAGCUCCCAGAUGGUCUUUCUGCACCUCCAGUCCAAGGUCUCAGGUGGCCUGCCUUGCUGGAAAGGCCACUCCAACUCACUCUACCAACCCCCGAUCCACCCCACAGCCAAGGAAACACCAUUGACCAAUGACAGCAAAGCAGCAGCUGUCUCUCAGUGCACCGAGCCGCCUCCGGACAAUCAGAAAAAGGUGUCCCGUCGCGGGUCUUAGACUGAGAUCACUGUGUGUUGAAUACAUAAUGCUUUCCCAUGAGGAACAUAAAAAAACCACCCCACAUUCUAUAUAUCUGUGACGUAUCUAAGCAUUUUUUGGAAACAGUCACUGACUUUUAAAAGCUAUUUUGUUAUUUUAGAAGAAAGAGAGAGAUGAUUGUGCAAUACACUGACUACUGACCACCAAUGUAACACCCCCCGCCACCAUUAAUACGGUUCACUCCCCUCCUCCUGCACACAGCUGUCAAUUUAGAAGGACCAUUGCACUUUGUUUUUUGUUUUUUUAAAUCAUAGCAUUAUCCUGUAAAUUCAUGGAAUGAGACUGAAACCACAGAGUGUGAUGUCCUCUUCCAGAGUGUUUCUUUUAAUGGCAGCUGAGCAGACUCAGUUAUACCCAUGUAUGCCAUUGUGUGUCCUGUGCAAUUAUGUAUGUAAUGUGCACUCCUAAUCAUGUAUUAUUCAGAUAUAUGCGCACGUGUUAUUGU
Messenger RNA from Dermochelys coriacea (leatherback sea turtle), 3692 nucleotides. RefSeq names its product tubulin tyrosine ligase like 10 (gene TTLL10). The record is from RefSeq and is a predicted model, not a curated record. The transcript has 14 exons. Gene Ontology annotation, biological process: protein modification process. Bases 287 to 3205 code for a protein of 972 amino acids. NCBI's taxonomy places the organism in Eukaryota, Metazoa, Chordata, Testudines, Dermochelyidae.